ACGGUCUGCAUCUUAUUCAUAAAAAAUACUUUGAAAUUCUAGACACAAUUAAAAAGAUUAGAGAAAUGAACAAUGAUGGAGCCCAAAGGCAGUCUAUAAUUGACCAAGUGAAUAGACUAUUUGACUCUGAAAAAGACUUUAAAAUAGUCAUUUCUAUUAUCGAGAAUAGAGAGCCAAUUACAACUGAAAAAAGAAUGCAGACAUACAUGAUUGCUGAAGUAGACUAUAUGGCAAAUAACACUGAUCUCUUGGGUGGAAUAGGUGAGCCAAAGACCCUAAAACUUGAGGGAAAUCGGAGUGAUUUUGCAAGAGACUUUACAAAAGUUAAUGAAAAAUUAGAGAAAAAAGUGAACACAGAAAUUGCUAGAUUAGAAGCAGAAGAAGGAGCAUCAGAAGCAGAAACAAAAUCACUAAAGCAGAAGAUAAAAAAAGAAAACUUACAAUAUAAUGACAUUGUUUUUCUUCAAGAUAACUUGUCCUCUUUAAAUGACUUAAGCCAAGUCCAGGUAGACUACUUGCACAAGAAAAUGGAAGAAUCUUUGGAAGCUCAUAAUGCGAGAGCAAAAGGACAGCUAUUCCCAGCACCUACAAAAAGAAAGAUAGUUUCAGCCCUAAAGAUUGUAGUGUCUGUGUCCUUAGUUGUUCUUCUUAUAGUACUAACAGUAGUCCUUGGCUACAGAAUAGAGAACAGAAUGAAAACCACCAACAACUAG
Molecule: messenger RNA, 713 nt
Organism: Nematocida minor
Lineage: Eukaryota; Fungi; Microsporidia
Exons: 1
Source: RefSeq, a predicted model, not a curated record